AAAGUCGUGAUAUUAUAUUAUAUUAUAUUAUACCGCGCUGAGUUGCGUGGGAUCGGGUGUACUUUUGUCUUACGACGCAUUUUUGACAUGGUGAUAAUGCAGCAUCUCUACUAUAAAACCUCGUGCCGAGACCUCGUUACCGCUUCAUAAAGUUUCAGAGACUGUACGAGUAAAGUGUGAAAGUUAAAAAAAGUUAAAAUGGAAUAUAUCAUGGAAAACUGUACCGGAUGGAAGCAGGCCUUCUCUAACUUGCUCUGCGUUUUAUUGGUGAAACUGGCCUUCCAUUGGGAGUCCCUAUCUGAAGUCCGGAUACCCGGCUUUAUGAAUAUAGAGCACCGGCAAUGGGUGCGGGCGGAGCGGCGGUGGAGGAGAAACGACCUCUCCUUCAUGUGGGGCGACGCCCCGGAGAGUCCUCCAGAUGAGGAGGACGUUUUCAACCUUCGGCGGCUCUUCGGGGAAGAGCCCUACAUGGAGGAGGAGAUUUGGGUGCCCAGGGAGAUUCGGGCACCCAAUGGUGUACAGAAUGGGGAGCACAGAUGAGCGGCCCCCUCACCUGGCUCCCCUGGCCCCUCCAC
Camponotus floridanus (Florida carpenter ant) is the source of this 575-nucleotide messenger RNA. RefSeq lists its product as uncharacterized. The record is from RefSeq and is a predicted model, not a curated record. The transcript is spliced from 3 exons. The coding region runs from base 199 to 540 and encodes 113 amino acids. NCBI's taxonomy places the organism in Eukaryota, Metazoa, Arthropoda, Insecta, Hymenoptera, Formicidae.